Sorghum bicolor (sorghum) is the source of this 924-nucleotide messenger RNA. Its product is annotated as glycine-rich RNA-binding protein 1. The record is from RefSeq and is a predicted model, not a curated record. Lineage: Eukaryota; Viridiplantae; Streptophyta; Magnoliopsida; Poales; Poaceae. The transcript has 2 exons. Gene Ontology annotation, molecular function: mRNA binding. Bases 132 to 629 code for a protein of 165 amino acids.
GCGGCGCGGGGAGGGCUUUGUCCUCUCCGUGCUCUCUCAGAGGUGGGUUGGCUUCUCCUCCCCCUCCGGUUCGGUUCGGUUCGGGUUCGUCAGGUUCUUCGGGGGUUCCGGUUCGUGGGUGAGCGGAAGAGAUGGCGGCGUCGGACGUUGAGUACCGCUGCUUCGUCGGCGGCCUCGCUUGGGCCACCGACGACAACUCCCUCCACUCCGCCUUCAGCACCUACGGCGAGGUCCUCGAGUCCAAGAUCAUCCUGGAUCGGGAGACGCAGAGGUCUCGUGGCUUCGGCUUCGUCACCUUCUCGACGGAGGAGGCGAUGCGGAGCGCCAUCGAGGGUAUGAACGGCAAGGAGCUCGACGGCCGCAACAUCACCGUCAACGAGGCCCAGUCCCGCGGCGGCCGUGGAGGCGGCGGCGGCGGCGGGUACGGCGGGGGCCGUGGAGGCGGUGGCGGCUACGGCCGCCGUGAUGGAGGUGGUGGUGGCUACGGCGGUGGCGGCGGCGGCUACGGCGGUGGCCGUGGAGGCUACGGCGGUGGCGGUGGCGGCUAUGGCGGUGGCGGCGGCGGCUACGGUGGUGGCAGCCGCGGCGGCGGUGGCUACGGCAACUCCGAUGGGAACUGGAGGAACUGAGCGGUGGGGCCCGCGCGGCCAAGUUAUCUUGUUCGCUACUGCUACCAUGUUGUGUUGUUACCCUAGUCCAUAGGGUUUAUCUAUCAUCUUGUUGUUCGUCGUCGUCGUGUCCGUGUGUUUGUUGUUGUUGCCCAUCUGUGUUUUUGAUCGCAAGUUGUGUUAGUGCUGUGUUCGUCCUCGUCUUGAGCCCCGUGCAUCAAUCAAGCAUGAACUGGGCUCCAGGGAUCGAUGGAUGUUGUUGUCAAGUUAUCAGUCAAUCAAUGAAAAGAAAAAAGGUGCUUCUUGGUGCUGCAAA